AACAUUUAUUUCCGGUUCCGAUUUUAAAGCUUAUCAUGUGAGAGUUGUAAUUUCGCCGAGUUGUCAUUAAGAUCGUUUUUUUUGUUCCUCUAACUGUUAUACCAGCAUGAUUAAGAUAAAUAUAUUUUAUCCGUUAUACAGAAGGAAACAUCGAGUAAGAUUUGUAUAGAGAUCCCCAAAUCGUUAAGCAAGAAUGUUAUUUCGUUUUUCUUUUAAGGGCUUCAGAACAUGCGAAUGAAUGAGCUCCCUUCACUCUAGUCUAGUGUCACUCCGUCAAAUCAAAUUAUAUAUGCUAGUUGUCUUCGUGGCAUUUAUAUUCUUAAUUUUAUAAAUAUAUUUCAUAUAAAUGGCUGAUUUGGAUCCGAUCGUUAUCAUUUUGGCGACGUCAGGCUCUAAAGGGAAUCGAAUUUUAUUUCGUUACCCACACGAAACUACCAAGAAGAAUGCAGUUGCCUCUCGAUCCAAUGUUGGGACGAAUCCUUAUGCUGUUGUUCCUAUUGAUGACCUUUGUGCAAAAGUUGAAGAAACUGAUUCAAAUAAAGAAAACGAAACAUUACUUGGGAGCCACAAUAUUGUGGGUUUCAAUUUUCAGAACCUUGGUACUUUACUUGCUGCUGAUACCAUCCUCUGUGGGAAACGGUUUGAUGUUAAAAUUAAAGAUGUCCGUUUUGUUGGCUAUCCACUCCAUCUCAACAACCCAAACAGCAAACAUGUACAGACUAUACAGUCCUUUAAUGUGGUCAUUGUUUUAAAAGCAUGUGUUGAUACGACAGUAGUGAACUAUUACCAGGAUCUUGCAAAGCAAAUCACUGUUGCUAUUCGUCAUGAAGAAUGCCGCUGUAAUUACUUGGCUCAGCAAGCCAAAGCGAUGCAACAAGUCCAUGAUGAAUCACCUUUCAGUGAAGUUUCAGAAUGUCCUUACAAGAUGAUUUUAAGACACAGCCAGUUGGCACGGGAACUGAAAUAUGUUUAUGAUAGUCUUUGCAAAAAUGGAAUUGUUCAUUUGUAUGUCAACCACUGGGUUAUGGUCAACUUCUGCUUACCUCACAGAGUCCACUUAAAUUCUCUCAACAACAAAGCAUUAAAGCCUGAAGCAAUUGACAAAUGUUUAGAAUCCCUAAGGCCCUAUCAUGGUAUACUACUUCUGGUUGACUGUGACACUCUUCUGAAAUCCUUACCGAUUGACUGUUCUCCAACUUUAGUUAGACUUAUCAGCUGUGUAAACCCUACAAAGAACCUUCAGACUCUCUCUUUAGAUGCUGAUCUCAGUUUGUCUCAGGUUUUCCGUUUGGUCAGCCAUUUAGUUUACUGGGCUAAAGCAAUGAUCAUUUACCCUCUUUGUGAAAAUAAUAUGUAUGUCUUGUCUCCUCAUACAAACCCUAUUAGCAAUGUACAUUUGGUUGAGCUGUUUGAGAGAGAUUUUCCGAAUGAAAGUUUACCAGUUGUUCUUUCCAAAUAUUCCCUCCCAAUUCGGAUGAAUGAAUAUCGAGAUGCUCUGGACACAUCGCAGAAACAGAGUCAGAAGUGUAAACUGGUCGUAUGGAUGCUGCAACACCAGAUAUUGAUCCAGCUCCACACGUACAUCUUCUUGUCUGUGCCCACGCAAAAGAGCAAGAAGAAGAAACUAACAGAUUCCCUCUUGUCGUCCACACCACUGUCACAGUGUCUCCUCGGUAGGAGCAUCCCUGAUGUCACCAUUGAUGAAAACUGCGUGCUAGAGAGGACUCAGAGUUCUUCAGAUAUUGCAUCAGUAAACAGUGAUGAAAGUGUUAACUUGGGUAUUCCUCAUUCAACAUCAUCUCAGUUAUCGAAAUCUCCAUCCCUUGAUAUACUCCACUUAGAAGAUAGUACUCGUGAUUCUUUGCUGAAGAUUCUCACCCCAGAAGAAUAUGAUGCUGUUGCACGGUUGCCUGCUGCUCGCAAUGCUGAUGACCUGAAACUUUUCUCUAAACUCUGCUGUUACUUUAAUGGAAAACAUCAUCUUGAAGAAAUCAUGUAUUAUGAAGACUUGCGCCGCUCUCAAGUUGUUGCAAUACUGGAUAAGUUCCGUGAUAUUCUUGAAACCUGUACCCAUGAAGAUCCAGUUACAUCCAUCUAUGUACGGUAGCACCCAUCUGACACAGAAACUAUUUCUGUAGCUUCUUUGCUACACAUGCUGUAACAGUUUUAUAGGUUCCAUUAAUUGUGUGAAAGUUUGAUAAUUGUCUUGACAACCAAUUAAAACAAAUGAAAGUGGAGGAGAAAAAAAAAAUAUAAAACAAU
Octopus sinensis (East Asian common octopus) is the source of this 2262-nucleotide messenger RNA. RefSeq names its product GATOR complex protein NPRL3. The record is from RefSeq and is a predicted model, not a curated record. Gene Ontology annotation, biological process: TORC1 signaling; cellular response to amino acid starvation; negative regulation of TORC1 signaling. The transcript is spliced from 14 exons. Gene Ontology annotation, cellular component: GATOR1 complex. NCBI's taxonomy places the organism in Eukaryota, Metazoa, Mollusca, Cephalopoda, Octopoda, Octopodidae. The coding region runs from base 347 to 2107 and encodes 586 amino acids.